This is a messenger RNA of Cylicocyclus nassatus, 1265 nucleotides long. The record is from the annotation of a GenBank genome assembly. Lineage: Eukaryota; Metazoa; Nematoda; Chromadorea; Rhabditida; Strongylidae.
GUUUUAGGGAUGGGUACUAUCAUGUCGACCGAACCGGAAAAGCCUGCACUACCAAACCAUCCCUCGGCUAGGGCCUAUCUGGACAAAAAUCUCUUGCACAAUGAGGACCCUAACGCCAUGGUUAGCACUUCUAAAGUUACGGAAACAACUAAGAAAGGACUGGACUUCCCCAAGGUAGAACUUCAUUUGCAUCUCGAUGGAUCAGUUCGUUUCUCGACUUUGCUUGAACUUUCACUGGCCAAAGGAACUCCUCUCAAAGGCGCAAAAACAGUGGAAGAAGUUAAGAAUGCUUUGAUCACACAUGAGCCGGCAAAUUUAGCAAAAGUGUUGGAAGCAUUUGAUUUGCUUCUACCCAUAGUGCGUGGUGACAGCGCUGCCAUAGAAAGAAUAGCUUAUGAAAUGUGCGAAGAUCAAGCAGCAAAUGGUGUGAUCUACUUCGAAGGACGAUAUUCACCACAACUUCUUUGUGCUCCGGGUGGUGAGCUUGAUUCGACUGGUGUAGUGGAAGCCGUCAAAAGAGGCUUCGAUCGUGGUGAAGCUGAUUUUGGCGUAAAGGCACGGUCCAUUGUCUGUUGCAUUCGUGGACUUCAUCAGUAUGCAGAUGAUAUCCUCCGAAUUGCCACCGACUUGAAACAUCUCGGUGUGGUGGCAGUUGAUGUGGCUGGUUCUGCGCACGGAGCCGAUGAACAGUAUGAACCAGAAGUUGUACAUAUGUUUAAGGAAGCUCACGCACGAGGAAUUCAUCGUACAGUUCAUGCCGGAGAAAGUGGAGGCGCUAAGGAAGUGAUCAGGGCGAUCAGUGAUAUGCAUGCAGAAAGAAUUGGACAUGGUUAUCGCAUAAUGAGGGAUUCUGAUUUGUACAAGAAGCAUUUCUUGGAUGACCGAACCAUUCAUCUGGAAGCUUGCCCAUACUCAUCCGUUAUGACAGGUGCCGUGGAACUGGAUUGGAAGAAACAUCCAAUUUCGAGCUGGGCCAAAGACAAAGUGAAUUUCUCCAUUUCUCGAGAUGACCCCACAUGCUUCGACAACACUAUGCUGAGUGAAUUGCAGCUUGCUAGAGAUGAAAUUGGCCUUACCCCUCACCAACUUUGGCAAUGCCAACUGAACGCAGCACGUUCGUGUUUCCUGCCGGACGACGAGAAAGAACCGAUUGUGGCAAGAAUUCUUGCAGCUGAACCUAAAAAUUGAUUGAUCUGUACUUUGUUUUGCAAAUCAUUCCUCUUACUGUUUUACUUUUCACUUUACAUGAAGCCUUACUGCUAUCA